Molecule: messenger RNA, 1137 nt
Organism: Drechmeria coniospora
Lineage: Eukaryota; Fungi; Ascomycota; Sordariomycetes; Hypocreales; Ophiocordycipitaceae
Product: transcription initiation factor iif
Exons: 3
Coding region: 1-1137 (378 amino acids)
Biological process (GO): transcription by RNA polymerase II; transcription initiation at RNA polymerase II promoter
Cellular component (GO): transcription factor TFIIF complex
Source: RefSeq, a predicted model, not a curated record
AUGGCCGACUCGUUCAUCAAGGCCGAUCCGGAGCAGGAGGAGAAGAAGCCGCUGGGGUCGAUUGACGAGGACGACCUCUACGAGGAUGCCGGCGACCUCGAAUUCUACGACAACACGGGGCCCGGCCGGCAGUUCGAGACGCUCUACCUCGCGCGCGUGCCCAGGUACAUGUGGGAUGCCUGGCUCAAGAUGGCGGACCGGCUGGGCGACGACGACGAGAUCCAGAUCGGCACCCUCCGCACGUGGAACGAGCCCGUGCCGGACGCAAGCAUCGAGGGCGGCACCCGGGACGUGACGAAGCUGCGCAUGCUGCUGGAUGCCAAAUGUCCCGAGCACCAGGAGCUGCCCCGCGAGUACGACCUCGAGAUUCUCGACCGCGAUGUCCACAACCACUUCAUCUUCAGCGAGCAAGACCUGGAAAGUUUCAAGGCCAAGAACAAGGAGCGUGCCGACGCGUCGGCCGCCGGCAUACCCUUGGCGCUGCUGAGGCAGAAGCAGGCGGCCUCCGGCGAUCAGUCGUCGGGACCGCAGCGACCGACGUACGACCGCCGGAAUCGGUACCAGCCGUACUUUCGCAAGGCCAUCCCCAAGCGAACCAAGAUAUUCGGCAAGAUAUCAUACGACGUCCGCGUCGAGCCGCGGAACCUGCAGGAGGAGGAGCGGCUGUUGGCCCAGAAGCUCCUCGACGCCGAAAACUCCAAGUCGAAGCUUCAGAUCAUCAGCCGCAACAGCGCGUCGGCCAUCAUCAACCCGGGCACCGCCACGGCGGCGCAGUGGAGCGGCAACUUUAUCAAGAACGCGCCGGUUCAAGUCAAGCCCAAGAAGGGCGAGGUGUUCAAGGCGGCCCGCAUCCCCAAGAACCAGCUCCUGGAUCUCAUCUUCGACUGCUUCCGCCAGUACCAGUACUGGUCCAUGAAGGCCCUGCGCCAGAAGCUCGAGCAGCCCGACUCGUACCUCCGCCAAGUGCUGGAGGAGGUGGCCGUCCUGCACAAGAGCGGACGCUUCGCCAACCACUACGGCCUGAGCGAUGCGUACAAGGACAAGGGGGGCAGCGAGGCCAAGGAGGAGGCAGCCGAGGCCGCCGACGACGGCGACGACGACGACGGCGAGGAGAUGGAGGAUGUGCUGCCGGCCUGA